UCCCACCGCCGUACGGCGAGAUGGCGACGCCCGCGCUUCCGCUGCGCCGCGCUUGGCUCCCGCGGCUUCCCGUCGCGGUGUCGCGCAGUCGUCCGUCGGAGCGACACUACGGUCAGUCGGCGACCGGACAGGGAAGAUGGACGCAGCCACCUUGACAUAUGAUACUCUCCGGUUUGCCGAAUUUGAAGAUUUCCCCGAGACCUCAGAGCCUGUUUGGAUUCUGGGCAGAAAAUACAGCAUUUUCACAGAAAAGGACGAAAUCUUGUCUGAUGUGGCAUCCAGACUCUGGUUUACAUACAGGAGGAACUUUCCAGCCAUUGGGGGAACUGGUCCUACCUCAGACACAGGCUGGGGCUGCAUGCUUCGGUGUGGACAGAUGAUCUUUGCUCAGGCCCUGGUAUGCCGGCACUUAGGUCGAGACUGGAGAUGGACUCAACGGGAGAGACAGCCUGGCAGCUACUUCAGUGUCCUCAAUGCUUUCCUCGACAGGAAGGACAGCUACUACUCCAUCCACCAGAUAGCGCAAAUGGGAGUUGGCGAAGGCAAGUCUAUAGGCCAGUGGUACGGGCCGAACACUGUUGCCCAGGUCCUCAAGAAGCUUGCUGUAUUCGACACGUGGAGUUCCCUGGCUGUUCACAUAGCAAUGGACAACACUGUGGUGAUGGAGGAAAUCAGAAGGUUGUGCAGGGCCAGCCUUCCCUGUGCAGGGGCUGCUGCACUUCCUACAGAUUCAGAGCGGCACUGUAAUGGGUUCCCUGCUGGAGCUGAAGUCACCAACAGGCCAUCGGCCUGGAGACCCCUAGUGCUUCUCAUCCCUCUCCGCCUGGGACUUACAGACAUCAAUGAGGCCUAUGUGGAGACGCUGAAGCACUGUUUCAUGAUGCCCCAGUCCCUGGGUGUUAUCGGAGGGAAGCCCAACAGUGCCCACUACUUUAUUGGCUACGUUGGUGAGGAACUCAUUUAUCUGGACCCCCAUACUACACAGCCUGCAGUGGAGCUGACUGACAGCUGCUUUAUCCCAGAUGAGAGCUUCCACUGCCAACACCCUCCCUGCAGGAUGGGCAUUGGAGAGCUUGACCCGUCCAUUGCCGUGGGAUUUUUCUGUAAGACUGAGGAAGACUUUAACGAUUGGUGUCAGCAAGUCAAAAAGCUAUCCCUGCUUGGCGGUGCCCUGCCCAUGUUUGAGCUGGUGGAACAGCAGCCUUCCCAUCUGGCCUGCCAGGAUGUCCUGAACCUGUCCCUAGAUUCUUCGGAUGUAGAGAGGCUGGAGAGGUUCUUUGACUCUGAAGAUGAAGACUUUGAAAUCUUAUCCCUCUGAAGAUCCUGGGGUUUGGGGAUGGCCUCCAUGGCCCUCGUUGGGGUGCUUUGAGAACCCAGACCUGCCUUGGGCACUCAGUGUCACCGCAUUCCAUCCACCCAGCCCACCCCUGCCGAGUGCUGUGCGCCUGUGCCACCUCUGUCCAGAGGGCCUGCUCUGCUCAUGGACCAAGGACUGCGGGGCCUGGAGGCCUUACUGCUUGGAGUCAGACUGCCUAACCCCAAACACGCGAAGGGCCUGUCCACAUGAGAAGUCGCCCGUCAGAAGGCCUAGUCAGGAAGAGCAGCAGGUCAGGAGCUUCCAGAGAUCUCCACUUGACACUGCCAGCCCUGGUCAGCACAUUAGCUUUGGUUCUGCUUUCUCCUGGGCACCUGGGUCUGUGGUUUAUUUGGAAUUAAAGCCCUGUUUGAAGUUGUUUAACAAA
Molecule: messenger RNA, 1742 nt
Organism: Peromyscus eremicus (cactus mouse)
Lineage: Eukaryota; Metazoa; Chordata; Mammalia; Rodentia; Cricetidae
Gene: Atg4b
Product: autophagy related 4B cysteine peptidase
Exons: 13
Coding region: 137-1318 (393 amino acids)
Molecular function (GO): protein-phosphatidylethanolamide deconjugating activity
Source: RefSeq, a predicted model, not a curated record